UAAAGAUAUACUGUCAAUAAUGGAUAAUUACGUGAGAUUUAUAAAUAGGCACGGAAAACCCUGAAUAAAGAUAGUGUCAGGAUUUAAGAAAACGGAUAUCAGAUGGCCGAUGUAUUACCACGACCAAAUACUUCAGAAUAUCUCCGGGAAUAUUUUCGUAAACCAUGCAGACGAAAUCAUAAUAACGGCCAGAUCGCAGGUGAUUCCUGGUGCAAAGAAUCACGCCAAAGCAGAAAUUGCGUGUCAGAAUGCGACAAUUUAGGGAUAUGGACUGGCAAACCUAAUUACAGGGAAUACAGUACUGUCCAAUCAAGACUCGUUUCCUUCAAAAACUGGCCACCAAAUAAAACGCAAACGAAAGAGCAACUCGUUGAUGCUGGUUUUGCCUAUACAGGGGUUGAUGACUCUGUGAGGUGUUAUUACUGUAGUAUUGGGCUUCGUGACUGGCCGGAAGGAGCUUGUCCCUGGAAACAGCAUAUACUAGCAAGUCCUACAUGCGGUCACGUGAUCCAGUGUAAAGGUAAAAGUUUUAUAAGACAUGUUUUGGGAGAGCAGGCUUAUGAUUCUGGAUCUGAUGUUGACGAUUCGGACGAAGUUAUUGAUACUGUACAACUUGCAAUUCAAAGAAAUAAAGAUGCUGUGAAUGUUGCUCGAGAAUAUUGUUCAAAUGAAGAUGUUCUUAAAAGGGCAAUAAAAUCUUUGAUAGCAAAAGAUUUAAACAAAAGGUUCACGGCUGUUGAACUUGUUAAAACCGUACAAGAUAUUGAAGAAAUAUGUGAUGGAUCAAUCUUGUCAUUUCCACUUGAAAGGAAAGACGAUAAACAUGAAGACGAAUCAGGUGAUGAAGAAACAGAAGAAGAUGUUUUGGGUUCAAUCGAGGAAAUGGCAGAAGCAAACAGAGAGUUAAAAGGGCCUGUAACGUGCAAGAUCUGUCUUGAUGCGAUAGCUUGUAUCAUUACCCUUCCCUGUGGGCAUAUGAUGUGUUGCUCUCAGUGUGUACCAGCUCUUUCAAAGUGUGCUUUAUGUAGAGCACAGAUAAAAGGCACAGUUCGGGCACUAAUGGCUUUUUGAUGUCCAAAUUCUCGAAUGUUUUAAUUUAAUUGCAGUGCUUGGUCUAGCAUUCCAUUUUGGUUUUAGUUUUUCCUCUUAUAACAGAAUCACAUUUUGAAGCUAUACAUAACAAAUAUUUAAGAAAAUUGUGCUGCUUAAUAAAACGUAAAUUAAGCUUUUUUGCGUACUAAAUGUUCUUUAACGUUUCCUUGUAUUUUCAAUUAUAGCAUUCAAACGAUCCGCCUUUACAACUAACACAUUUUAACCUUGUUCUAAGAUUUUAAUCAUAUUUCAUAUUCCGUUACUGAUGACAAACUUAAAUGCAGCUGUUUCAAACGCUUUUCUAUAUGAAUAUCUCUGUACAAGCAAGAAAAAAUUCAAUUUUGGAAGAAAAAAUUCAGAGUAUCAAGAUCAAGAGGAUAUACGUAUAGCGUAUGAUUAAAUAUCUGGAAAAAAGUGAUCCCUCGGAAGCAUAAAAAACAGCAAUAUUACACGAAAAUUGCAGACUCGCUUUGAUUUUGUCUGUAUAUGAGGGAUUAUGUAAAGGUGCAACAUCCUUCACGUCCCCUAACAUCAGCUUGAGCGGUACUCAAUUCUCAACACUUAAAAGUGCUGGACUUAAUGAUCCCGAAGGACCAGAAAAAUAUAACAACACUGAAGUGAAGUACGGGGUUACUUUUUACAGCUGCCACACAUCACUAAACACCUGCUGUUGUGAUGUAUAAAUAUCUGGAAAAAGUGAUCCUUCGGAAGCAUUAAAAACACCAAAAUUACACGAAAAUUGCAGACUCGAUUUGAUUGACUCUGUACAUGAGGGAUUAUGUAAAGGUGCAACAUCCUUCACGUCACCUAACACCGGCGUGAGCGGUACUCAAUUUUCAACACUUAAAAGUGGACUGAAUAAUCCCGAAGAACCAGAAAAAUAUAACAACACUGAAGUGAAGUACGGGGCAACUUUUUACGGCUGUCACACAUCACUCGACACCUGCUGUUGUGGUGUAUAAAGACCGUUACAAGUAUAUCCAUUGGUUGUUUGUAGACGGUGUAUGAAUUCAAUGUCAUUUACUAGACACCGCUACCUGUAAUUAUUCGAGAUUUUACACGAACCAUCUUUAUGAAACCUGCAAUUUAUAAAACAUCUUUAUGAAACCUCCCAUUUAUAUUUUCAACCUACGGGCCAGUAUCGCAGGUUGGUUCUUAUUGAAGAAUAAAGCACACUGAAUUUUUUUGCAAAUUUUACUUUCUCGCGUUCUUAUUGUUAGAUGUGAGUUUUGCGCUUUUUUCUUCCAUUUUUUAUCAUCGCAUAGCUUAGCUGUCGAAACUGGUAGAUGGGGUCGUCAAAUGCCAUAGAUGUCAUUAUCUAGAAAAUGAAUUUCACUUUGUAAUUUAAUGUCUAGAUUUUUUUGAACUAAGAAACAAACAUAAAAAAAAAAUUUUUUU
Ruditapes philippinarum (Manila clam) is the source of this 2490-nucleotide messenger RNA. RefSeq names its product baculoviral IAP repeat-containing protein 7-like. The record is from RefSeq and is a predicted model, not a curated record. The transcript has 2 exons. Gene Ontology annotation, cellular component: cytoplasm; nucleus; spindle microtubule. Lineage: Eukaryota; Metazoa; Mollusca; Bivalvia; Venerida; Veneridae. Gene Ontology annotation, biological process: regulation of cell cycle. The coding region runs from base 103 to 1071 and encodes 322 amino acids.